AUUCUGUUUAUACCUUUUCAGAUUUUGGCAGAAUGUGAGUGGAAACCAUGAUAGGAGCAUCUGUUGCCAUCAGUUGCAAGAAUGGCAGAUUUUGAUGUAGAUGCAAUUUAUGAAGCUGAUAGUGAAGCGGCAUCAGAUCAAGUAGAAAUUGGCCUGACUUCAACCCCAGAUCCAAUCGUUGUCAGGGGUGCAGGAAAUGUCACAGUAUUUGGCCUAAGCAAUAGAUUUGACCAUGAGUUCCCAACAGCACUUUCAGCCAAGGUAGCACCAGAGGAGUACAAGGCCACAAUCUUGAGGAUAAACAGUGUUCUCCGCAAGACUUUACCCAUAAAUGUCAAGUGGCUGUUUUGUGGUUGCUUAUGUUGCUGCUGCACCCUUGGUUGUUCUCUUUGGCCAGUUGUCUGCCUCAGCAAGCGGACAAGGCACUCAAUAGAAAAAGUAUUGGAAUGGGAGAACAAUAAUCUCUAUCACAAAUUGGGUCUGCAUUGGAAACUUGAUAAGCGAAGAUGCCAGUCUUCCAACCUCAUGGAAUAUGUGCUGGUUUUAGAAUUUCUGCCAAAGAUUCCAAUUCAUCAACCUGAUUGAAAGAUGAACUACAUUGAUUUGCCAACCAGAAAUGUGGUGUGCUUUCUUUCAUCAUUUGUGCCUAUGCAUUUUUUUCCUCAAACAAACAUGGAAGGAGUGAGCAAUAGAUGACACCAAACACCCCACAACUAGGAGGCAGUGGCUUUUGUGAAGUUCCAUAAAAAGGUUAACAGUUAUCAAAAGUAUCACCCCUUUACCUUUACAUGUAGACAGACCUACAGGGUAUACAUUUGCACAGUAUUUGCAUGAAUUGUGACAGCAAUACAAGUCAUAAUGGCUGCACUUCUACUUGCAAAGGUAUAUGUGCAUGCAUUAGGAUUCACUGAUGUUGUUAAGUGUAGAUAAACUGGAUAAAAUUGGGCAAUCGUCAUGCUUUUGUUGUUUUCUUGCAAAACCUCACAAAGCAUUGCUCAGUUAGAAGAGAAAAGAAAUUGUCAUUAGGUGACAUGCACCAGACUUGCUUCAUUUAAACUAAUUUGAUCUCACAAUGGUCCUCUAUGGGAAAUGGUUUGAAGGAGAUGAUCUUAUUUCCAUAGACACCCAAUAUGAACCCAGAUAAGUUUAGAGAUAAAUGGAUCUGGUGCAUGUCACCCAUUGUAUACCAUUCACCUAGCAUGAUUGGUUCAGUGUCAGCAUAUGCACCCUUCCUGUGUAGUUGGUAUGUGGCAUUUGUUCUUAUGGUUUCCUUCCCCUUUCGAUCUCAAACUCCAUUAAACAGAUGUGCUUGGAUUUGAAUCUUGUUUUCCCAUUGUGAUACUUUUUUUUUUACCAAUGGGAAAUUCUCAUGUGCAAUGAGAAUGUCAUUAAUGGAACUCCAGUUUUGUUGCACUCUCUAGCAUCAUCCUGCAUGCUUGCUCAUUGAGCAGUUUCUAUUUAUUGACUUUGAAAUAAACCAGUAGACAUGUCAAUAUCAUGUCAUUCUAUCAUA
This is a messenger RNA of Darwinula stevensoni, 1513 nucleotides long. The record is from the annotation of a GenBank genome assembly. Lineage: Eukaryota; Metazoa; Arthropoda; Ostracoda; Podocopida; Darwinulidae.